AUGGCACAAACGGUUCAAGAAACGGCUACAGUGUUGGAAGAGGAAGCUCGCACGAUGACUCUAGUUGCUCCAAAGACAACGCCAAGGAAAUAUAAAUAUAUAUACACCAACUUUCUUACAUUUUCAUAUGCGCAUCUAGCUGCAUUGUACGGGCUUUAUUUGUGCUUCACCUCUGCGAAAUGGGAAACAUUGCUAUUCUCUUUCGUACUCUUCCACAUGUCAAAUAUAGGCAUCACCGCAGGGGCUCACCGACUCUGGACUCACAAGACUUUUAAAGCCAAAUUGCCUUUGGAAAUUGUCCUAAUGAUAUUCAACUCUUUAGCCUUUCAAAACACGGCUAUUACCUGGGCUAGAGAACAUCGGCUACAUCACAAAUACAGCGAUACUGAUGCUGAUCCCCACAAUGCGUCAAGAGGGUUCUUCUACUCGCAUGUUGGCUGGCUAUUAGUAAAAAAACAUCCCGAUGUCCUGAAAUAUGGAAAAACUAUAGACAUGUCGGAUGUAUACAAUAAUCCUGUGUUAAAAUUUCAGAAAAAGUACGCAGUACCCUUAAUUGGAACAGUUUGUUUUGCUCUUCCAACUUUGAUUCCAGUCUACUUUUGGGGCGAAUCGUGGAACAACGCUUGGCACAUAGCCUUAUUUCGAUACAUAUUCAAUCUUAACGUGACUUUUCUAGUCAACAGUGCUGCGCAUAUCUGGGGGAAUAAGCCUUAUGAUAAAAGCAUCUUGCCCGCUCAAAACCUGCUGGUUUCCUUCCUAGCAAGUGGAGAAGGCUUCCAUAAUUACCAUCACGUCUUUCCAUGGGAUUACCGCACAGCAGAAUUAGGGAAUAACUUCCUGAAUUUGACGACGCUGUUCAUUGAUUUUUGUGCCUGGUUUGGAUGGGCUUAUGACUUGAAGUCUGUAUCAGAGGAUAUUAUAAAACAGAGAGCUGAACGAACAGGUGACGGUUCUUCAGGGGUCAUUUGGGGAUGGGACGACAAAGACAUGGACCGCGAUAUAAAAUCUAAAGCUAACAUUUUUUAUGCUAAAAAGGAAUGAAAACUCAAACAAAUAAUAAAUUGUAUAAUUAUUGUGAUAAUUUAGAAAUAUUAGAUGUUCCUUCAUUUACUGAA
Trichoplusia ni (cabbage looper) is the source of this 1115-nucleotide messenger RNA. Its product is annotated as acyl-CoA Delta(11) desaturase-like. The transcript has 3 exons. The record is from RefSeq and is a predicted model, not a curated record. The coding region runs from base 1 to 1041 and encodes 346 amino acids. Lineage: Eukaryota; Metazoa; Arthropoda; Insecta; Lepidoptera; Noctuidae. Gene Ontology annotation, cellular component: endoplasmic reticulum membrane. Gene Ontology annotation, biological process: unsaturated fatty acid biosynthetic process. Gene Ontology annotation, molecular function: iron ion binding; stearoyl-CoA 9-desaturase activity.